AUGUCACUGAAAAUCAAGUUUCGCAUGUAUCAGACAUUGUGCAAAUCUUCUCUAAGUGAACUAAAUUUAUUCCAAAGUGGUAUUGAAGAUGAAUCUGUUAUACAAAAUGAACGUCGAUCGACACAUCUGUAUUUGAUUCUUUUAGUCGCAUCAUUUGUUAUAAUAGCAUUCUAUUAUUCUCUUGAAUCUCGUGAAAAUACGAUUAUAAUCAAAUCUCCUUCAUUUGUCAAAUAUUCAAGUCUGCGUAAAGGAGUGUCUUUGUAUUGUCCUUGUACAACAGUAGCGGUAAAGUACAAACAAUUUGUUGCCAUUGAGCCUGUUUAUCAUGAAUUAUGUCAAAGUGACUUUAUUUCGGAGAGAUUUUUCCAACAAUUAUUCAAUUUGUACAAGAAAACUUGGAACAAUUCAAUUCAAACUGAUUUUCAUCGAAUAGCUGUAUUCCAAUUUAAAACACUUGGAACAUUUUGUCAAUUAACACAAGAGACUAUCACACGUGCUGUUAAAACAUUUCUCCAGACAGAAAUGAUUCAAUCCCAACUGCUUACACAAGAUUUUUUUCAACUUCAUAUUGAUUUAUUAUUAGCCGAUUUCGUUGAAAUGACUCCAAAAACAUUUUUAAGAACGCUAACAUUUAUUCAAGAUAUAGUUGCACAAAAUUUAUUUCUGACUGGUGCCUCAAUAACAAGUGUUUUACCUUUUAAAAAUAGUUUCUUAUUAAUUGUAACACUCCUAAUUGGUCUCUAUGGUGGUUUAUCAUCCAUUUUAACUAAUAUUUGUCCUGUCAUCAUUAAAACAAUAUUACCAUUGAUUCAAAAAUUUCGUCUCAGUCGACGGCGAACAAUUACCACACAAGAUACAAACAAUAGACUUAAUCGAGAAUCUUACACAAUCAACGAACGGAUAAAAAAACUUUUUCGAUUAUUGAAACAAAAAUUGAUCGAAUUGAAUCUAUUCAAAAGUAUUCCUUCAACAAACGAUACAAAUAUUCUUCACCAACAAUACACUACGACACGACUUUAUCUAAUCUUGAUGCUUUCUGCUGUUAUUAUUCUCACUGUCUUUACAUUACUUAGACGACAAACAAUUCAUGUUACUGUUCGUUCACCUUCUCUAGAAGAUUUUCUUCGUCUUGAUGAUCAAUAUUCAUUGACACUCAAUUGUCCUUGUAAUCAAAUAUCAAUAGAAAAUCGAUUGAUUUCAUAUAUUGUACCAGAAUAUCAUGAAGUUUGUUUGAGUCACUUUGUCACUUCGUCUUGGAUUGAUCUUCAGUUUGCUCAAUCCUCACCGAAACUCUUAUAUACUCAUGAUAUUCGUUAUCAUUCUCAAUCUUUUUUCCAACUUUUAUCAACAUUAUGUCGUGUAGCAAAUCAAACAGUUUAUGAUUCUCUUCAAUCAUUCUAUCAAACUAAAUUUAUUACAAAUCAAGUACUUAGUUCUCAAGCAUUUCAAACGCAUAUCGAUGUACUCGUAAAUCAGUUCAAAGUCACUGUACCUGAGUUGNUUUUUCUAAAGGAUUAA
Molecule: messenger RNA, 1518 nt
Organism: Adineta ricciae
Lineage: Eukaryota; Metazoa; Rotifera; Eurotatoria; Adinetida; Adinetidae
Source: the annotation of a GenBank genome assembly